AGGAUACUUUCAAUGUCCCUGUGUCUCACCUACACAUCCCAGAUGAUCUGAGCCAGAAACUACACACACCCUCAGAAGACAACAGUGAAACGCAGAGUGGACUGGUCCCUCCAUCUGAAGACAGACCGACAGACCCACCAGAGACCGAUCAACCAAUCGUUGCUGCUGACAUUAGGCAGACUGACAGGCCAGUGCCUCUGGAGAGAAGACAUCCUGCUCAUGGUCCCACACUUUCCCAAGAGAGUAUGGAUGGUGAGGUGGUGUCAGGGGUGACCGGAGGAGCAGUGGCGAGCCCAUGGGACAUGUUUGCACCAGCAGCAGAGCUGCUCAGGACCUCCUCUGCAUCUGACGAAUCCAUCACCUCGGAGCCCCUCCCCCUCCAGAAGAGCCCGUCUCUGCUCGACCCCACUCCACAACCAGUCACCCUUGCAACGUUUCCCCUGGCAACCAACACCCAGGUGCCAACCCUGACCCAUGGGGCCACCCAAAGGUCAGGCGAGCACUCCCUUCCUCCUUAUCAAAAACCAGGCCCCUCCCACAGCCUACUCCCCUCCAGUGGCGGCUCCUCCACUGUGAGUCUAUCUACAAAGCACCAACGCUCUCGCAUGAAGCUCCACCACAGUGGCUUAACCACAACACUUCAACUUCCAGUCACGGAGCAGCAGGAUCAGGUGGAGGAGGAUGUUGUGAAGAGGUGUAGGAAGGUUAAGAAGAAGAGUUCUGUGCAGACCCCCGAGGAUAAUGAUAUCACCUGGGAGGAGGAAAAUAUGCAGAAGAACUGUAGCCUGCCCUCCUGGAUGUUUGAAACUCAGGAGGUUUCCAGGAUUGGGGAGGGAAGCAGCUGCAAACAGAAGGCAGUUGCAGCAAUAGCCCCCGGAGGUCCUCCAAUGUAAGGGUGACCAGUUUUCAACCAAGAAAUAGGAUAUAUAUUGACCAUUUAGUGGAAUUUUUAACCUGUCCAUUUUGUUAGAUUGGUGUGAAGUAAAUUAUCUGUCUUGCUCUCUCCGGUUCACAGUGAUGGCACUUCGUUCUCAUAUUCUUAUCAGCUGUGUGGCCGCAUUUCGAAGGAUUUAAGCCAUUUAAAGUGUGUGCCGUGCCUUCGGAAAGUAUUUAGACCUCUUUGCUUUUUCCACAUUUUGUUACUUUACAGCCUUAUUCUAAAAUUGAUUAAAUAAAUACAAAUCUU
Molecule: messenger RNA, 1186 nt
Organism: Oncorhynchus kisutch (coho salmon)
Lineage: Eukaryota; Metazoa; Chordata; Actinopteri; Salmoniformes; Salmonidae
Exons: 4
Coding region: 246-893 (215 amino acids)
Source: RefSeq, a predicted model, not a curated record